This is a messenger RNA of Lactuca virosa, 1943 nucleotides long. NCBI's taxonomy places the organism in Eukaryota, Viridiplantae, Streptophyta, Magnoliopsida, Asterales, Asteraceae. The record is from the annotation of a GenBank genome assembly.
ACUAGAUAUGCUUUGUUUGAAUUUCCCUUUACUCCAUUUAUGGUCGCUUAUUAUACUAUAUAUCUUCUUCAACUUGACAUUCUAAAAUUUAUCUUGUGUUUACACUUCUUCUCUCUAUCUCUCACCGCUUCUGUAUAUAAAGCUGCGCAUUUAUAGACUAUAUGCGCUAAUUAAGAUUAAACACAAUGGCAAUGGGGUUGAAGUUGCUAGCAUUUUUAUGGGUUUUAUGUAGGAUUGGAGGCGUAGCAUCACAUGGAGAUCAACCUUUUUCAAAAAUUUCAGUACAUGAAACUGUGUUUGCUCUUAACGAUGCUGCUUAUGUUAAAGCAUCUCCUCUUGUUCUCGGAUUGAAGGGGCAAACCUCCGAAUGGUUGACUGUGACGUUGCACAAUCCAAUUCCAUCUGUUGAUGAUUGGAUUGGAGUAUUCUCGCCUGCAAAUUUCAGUGCUUCGACAUGCCUCCCCGACAGCUCAAUGGUCGCUCCUCCAUUAUUGUGCACUGCGCCUAUCAAGUUCCAGUAUGCAAAUUAUAGCAGUCCUAACUACAAAGACACAGGAAAAGCAUCGUUGAAAUUUAGAUUGAUCAACCAAAGAUCUGAUUUCUCUUUUGCAUUGUUCAGUGGUGGAUUAUCCAAGCCAAAACUUGUUGCAGUGUCGAAUUCAGUUGUUUUUGCAUAUCCAGAUGCCCCAAAUUACCCUCGAUUAGCUCAAGGAAAGAUGUGGAAUGAAAUGACUGUAACAUGGACAAGUGGAUACGGAAUCAACGAAGCUGAACCUUUUGUGGAAUGGGGCCGGAUAGGUGAAGAGACACGGCGUUCUCCUGCUGGGACACUGACAAUUGACCGAAAUAGCCUUUGUGGAGCACCAGCAAGAACAGUUGGUUGGCGUGAUCCUGGAUUCAUUCAUACCGGAUUCUUACAUGAAUUAUGGCCCAACUCAGUGUACACAUAUAAAUUAGGAAAUAAACUUUUAAAUGGUACUUUUAUAUGGAGUCAAGUUUACCAGUUCAAAUCAUCUCCUUACCCGGGUCAAGAUUCUCUACAACGUGUGAUCAUUUUUGGAGAUAUGGGAAAGGAUGAAGCUGAUGGGUCGAAUGAUUAUAACAAUUAUCAGCAUGGAUCCCUUAACACAACUAAACAACUUAUUAAAGACUUAAAAAAUUAUGAUAUAGUUUUCCAUAUUGGAGAUCUUUGUUAUGCCAAUGGGUACCUCUCACAAUGGGAUCAAUUCACUGCUCAAGUUGAACCAAUUUCCUCUACAGUACCUUAUAUGGUAGCUAGUGGUAAUCAUGAGCGUGAUUGGCCGAAUUCAGGAUCUUUCUAUGAAAACAAUGAUUCAGGAGGCGAAUGUGGGGUUUUGGCAGAAACUAUGUUUUAUGUUCCUGCUGAAAACCGAGCAAAGUUUUGGUACUCUACGGAUUAUGGGAUGUUUAGAUUUUGUAUUGCUGACACUGAACAUGAUUGGAGAGAGGGAAGCGAACAGUAUAAAUUCAUUGAGAAGUGUUUGGCGUCUGUUGAUAGACAAAAGCAACCAUGGCUUAUUUUUCUUGCUCAUCGUGUAUUGGGGUAUUCAUCCACUUCAUUUUAUGCUGUUGAUGGAGCAUUUGGUGAACCAAUGGGAAGAGAGAGCCUUCAAAAGCUUUGGCAAAAGUAUAAAGUUGAUAUUGCCAUUUAUGGUCAUGCACACAAUUAUGAAAGAACGUGUCCCAUUUAUGAGAAUAUUUGCACGAGCAACGAGAAGCACAAUUACAAGGGAAGCUUAAAUGGGACAAUUCAUGUGGUGGCGGGAGGUGGAGGGGCGAGUCUUACUAAUUUUGGAAACAUCAAUACUACUUGGAGUUUAGUCAAAGAUGUUGACUAUGGGUUCUUAAAACUCACGGCAUUUGACCAUUCUAACCUUCUGUUUGAGUACAAGAAGAGUAGUAAUGGCAACAUCAGAAGGUAG